Messenger RNA from Cucurbitaria berberidis CBS 394.84, 901 nucleotides. RefSeq lists its product as uncharacterized. The coding region runs from base 189 to 788 and encodes 199 amino acids. The record is from RefSeq and is a predicted model, not a curated record. The transcript is spliced from 2 exons. NCBI's taxonomy places the organism in Eukaryota, Fungi, Ascomycota, Dothideomycetes, Pleosporales, Cucurbitariaceae.
UGUAAGGGGGCUCUAAGGAUCGUGAUAGUCUCAAGGCACUUUGCUCGGAGAAAUAAGUACCUUUGUUGUCGUGUGUACUUUCUGCGUUCGUCAUCUCGCUCAAUUAUCCUCACACUUUUCAAGCUACACCACCCCAGCAAUAUUGAAGGCAUUACAGGCUCACCUUCUACGUUCCGUUCACACUCAGGAUGGGUAUCUUCACUCCCUUAACGUCCCCCCGCGAUCCGCGCUGGCAAGGCAUCCAACACCACCACCACACCAUCUUCCUUGUCAAAAACCUCAUCCUACUCCUCUUCAUCAUCUUUAUUAUUAUCGAAUACAGCCUGUUUAGAAGCUGGUGGAAUCGUGAAUCUAGCACUAGUAUAGAUUACGCUCCAUACUCUUUCGGGCUCCGCAUUGCCUUCGCAUUAAUCCCGGACCUCGUCUACACUAUCUUCGCCCUCGUACUCAUCUUUCAAAAGCCUACUCUCUCCCUCAAAGACCGUACUUGGACUUUCCAUCCUGCGUUUGCUCUCACGUUUUCAAUUAUUAUGUUCGGUCUUUAUGUUGGCGCUACCUUCGUCAACGUGCUCGUAAUUGCCAGCAAUGAAGUCAGUUUCUAUAACAUGAAUACGUGGGACAGCAUUGGGUAUGCCGAGGCUGGGGUCCAGGGUGUGUUGGGAUUGUGCUAUUUGGGAUUGACGGUUUGUGCAUGUGUGGCUGUGCACCGUUGGAGGAUAGGACAGGAAGGUAGCAAAGGCUUUGUGGAGGUUGAUAAUAGAAUGGAGACAGGUAUGAGUAACGUUUGAUUACGAGUGUUCAUGGUUCUCCGUUGAGUGGCAAGCAUAGUCAAGACUUGAUAAGGGUAAACUUAAUGUUUAAUUGACGGAAGGAGGAAUGGACAAAGUAAGUAUAGCGUGAU